CAGCAGCCAGUGUGUGUCAUCUGCAGAGAUUCAGAGAAACACACCGGCCACACAAUCAGACCCAUCGAUGAAGCUGCACAACAACACAAGAAGCAGCUUCAGGAAACUCUGGAGCCCUUGUAAGGAGAAGUUACAGAGUUUUGAACGUGUUAAAGUAGAGUUUGAACAAACAGCAGAACACAUUAAGGUCCAGGCCGGACUCACAGAGACGCAGAUCAAGGAGGAGUUUAAAAAGCUUCAUCAGUUUCUGGAGGAGGAAGAGGAGGCCAGGAUGCUGCACUGAGGGAGGAAGAGGAGCAGAAGAGUCGGAUGAUGAAGGAGAAGAUUGAGUCUCUGAGCAGAGACAUAACGUCUCUUUCAGACACAAUCAGAACCACAGAGGACGAGCUGAGAGCUGAAGAAGUCUCGUUCCUGCUCAACUACAAGGCUGCAGUGGACCGAGUCCAGCAGCGCCCCCUGCUGGAUGAUCCACAGCUGGCCUCAGGAGCUCUGAUAGACGAGGCCAAACAUCUGGGCAACCUGAGCUUCAACAUCUGGAACAAGAUGAAGGACGUGGUCUCCUACAGUCCUGUGGUUCUGGACCCAAACUCUGCUAAUCCAUGGCUCGUCCUGUCUGAAGAUCUGACCAGUUUGAGACUGGGAGAGGAACAGAAGCUUCCUGACAAUCCAGAGAGGUUUGAUCAUUUCGCCUCAGUCCUGGGAUCUGAGGGUUUUAACUCAGGGACUCACAGCUGGGACGUCCUGGUUGGAGACAGUACUAACUGGUUCCUGGGUGUGUCAGAAGAGUCUGUCCAGAGGAAGGGAGACGAUCAUUCUGGAUACUGGAGAAUACAGUUCUAUGAAGGUGAAUACUCAGCAUGGUCACCAUCAGCAUCAUCUGUUCUCUCUGUGAAGAAGAUCCAGAGGAUCAGAGUGAAACUGGACUGGAACAGAGGAGAACUGUCGUUCUGUGAUCUUGAUACCAACAAACACAUUCACACCUUAACACACACUUUCACUGAGAAGAUGUUUCCAUACUUUAACACUAUAGACCAUCAUCACCCAUUGGAGCUGUUACCUGUGAAAGUCUCUGUGACUCUGGAUCAGAGCAGUUAGAGAUGAAGAUUUUAUUCAUCAUGUUUAUUUACUUCUCACUCAUUUUUAUUUCUCCUGUCGACUUUUCCACAUGUGAAAAAAAUGUCAUUAUUUUCUGAUCUUUAUCUUUGGUUUGUUUUUUACUUUCAUGGAAAAUGUUUUCUAUCAUUUAGAUUUUGUGUGGAUCCAUGAAGUCGAGCAAACUGAUGAAGAUCCACAUAAAAACACAUUUAUCAAUAACAGCUGAUCAUUGUUCACAUUCAACAAACUUUAUUAAAACUCACUCAUGAGACAUGAUUCAUGUUUAAUCACAUAAAGUCUGUUCACAUAUGAAAUAAUCCAACAUAUAUGAACAUUUGUCUGUUUGAUGUGAUGAAGCCAAAAUGAUUCUGUCUGUAAAAGUGUUUAUUCAACAGCAGCCGAGUGAUAUGAUUUUAAUAUUGGGAUCAAAAUAAUAAAAACUAUGAAACAGAAA
Molecule: messenger RNA, 1549 nt
Organism: Pleuronectes platessa (European plaice)
Lineage: Eukaryota; Metazoa; Chordata; Actinopteri; Pleuronectiformes; Pleuronectidae
Product: nuclear factor 7, brain-like
Exons: 1
Coding region: 310-1095 (261 amino acids)
Molecular function (GO): protein binding
Source: RefSeq, a predicted model, not a curated record